This is a messenger RNA of Nerophis ophidion (straightnose pipefish), 1552 nucleotides long. It is a transcript of the gene nusap1, whose product is annotated as nucleolar and spindle associated protein 1. Gene Ontology annotation, molecular function: microtubule binding. Gene Ontology annotation, biological process: mitotic cytokinesis; mitotic chromosome condensation; establishment of mitotic spindle localization. Gene Ontology annotation, cellular component: mitotic spindle; microtubule; nucleolus. The record is from RefSeq and is a predicted model, not a curated record. Lineage: Eukaryota; Metazoa; Chordata; Actinopteri; Syngnathiformes; Syngnathidae.
UGUUUUGAAUCUGAGUAGUUCAGCCGUUAGUUGUGCUGAAUUAUUGGAGCCUCCAACUCCUGUGCGCUUUCCUGCUUGAUUCUACUUUUAGUUCUCAUCGAAAUCUACUUUUAAAGAUGGAUUUGGAUUCUAUGAAAUACGCGGAACUGCGCAGCCUCGCAAAAGAGCUCGGCCUCAAGGCUAAUUUGAAGGCUGAUAAGUUACUGAAAGCCCUCAAGCAGCAUUUUGAUCAACAGAAGAACACACAGGAAGAAAAGAAAGAGGAGUUUGAUGUUGAGAUUUGUAACGCACCCCCGGUGUUUGUGAACACACGUCGAGGGAGAGCGAAGAACAAAAGGACCGAUGUGGAGAACGAGCCUUCUACUGAGGACGAAGCCAAGUUGGACGAGGUCUCUGCUGCUCCACCCCAGCAUGGCGGCAAGAGGAGACGAGUGUCCUCCACCUCCAAGAUGGAGACUACAGACAAGCAAGUGGUUGUGGUGCUGGAAGAUGUUCAAGUGCAGAGUGCUGUCGAGAAUGAAGUCCAAGUUCCCCGUGCCAAGGCUGGUAAGAUCCCCCGUUUAAUAGGCGACCUGACCAAGAGGAAGCCUUUGAAGCCAGUCACUCCCAAUUUCAAGAAGCUCCACGAGGCGCAGUUCAACAAGCUGGAGUCCAUCGACGCGUACGUGCAGAGGAAGAACAGGAAGAUGGAAUUGUUCCAGAAGCCCGUGAAAGAGCUGAAGGCGGUGAAGCCGAGGCGCUCGUCCAAGUUCGGCAGCAAGAAGACGAGUGAAGACGAAGGCAGAGCGACUCUUCUUUCUGCCAGCAGAGAUCCUCCAAAGAUGUCCUGCGGGAAGAAAGACGUGACCUUCAAGCCCUCGGUGGUCUCCACACGCAGGAUCAAUGUGAGGUUCACUGAGGCCACGCCCGACAACGAGUACAAGAUGUCGCUGAUGAAGACGCCGGCCCGCAUGUCCUUCAACGUGGUGAGCAGCACCCCGAUGGAGGACAGGAAGUCCAAGUGUGUCAGAGCCUCCAGCUUCUCCGUCACCAAGACUCCAGCAACGUUUGUGUUCACGGGCAACACCAGCAGCUCCACACCAGCGACGCAGAAGAAGGCGACCUUUGACCUGAAGGCCAGCCUGUCGCCGCUGUCCUACAAACCUCACACAGGCAAGCUCAAGCCGUUCGGUGACGUGACCGACGACAAGACGGCAGACAAGUCGCUCCUCUCCAAGUCCCGCCAGCAGAACUACAAGCAGCACAAAGUCCAGAGCAGGGACGAGAGGCAAGUGAAACAAGCAGAAGAUCGCAAGCAAAAGAAGUCUGCAAUGUUGUGUGCUCGAAGAGGCCUUGUGAUGACGUAAAUGUUUUUAAAGCAGUCUUUUUGUAAAUAUCAUAUUUUAUUGAUCUCACUAGGUAGCAGCAGCUUGUUUGCAUUUUAGCUUCUGUGCUUUUAGUCAUUGGGUGGCCAAUUAGAAAGCAUUUAGUUUGAACUUGUGUUUGGGAAAGUAAAAAAUACACUGUCUGAAUGUUGCUUUUUUCAAAAUAAAAAGUGUGGAUUUAACACAAA